AUGGAGCGCGUGCUGCUGAUCUCCAUGGGAUCCCGGGGUGACAUGGAGCCCUUCCUGGCGCUCGGGGAGGAGCUUAAGCCGAGGAACUGUGACGUGGCUUUCUGCAUGCCGGCGCAGUUUCAGAGUUUGGCUGCAGAAGUCAGCGAGACUUUCUACGCCAUGGACAAGGCUUUUCUUGAGCUUGUGGAGAACGACGACGUGAAGCGCAUCAUUGCCCAGGUAGGUUCAGCGUGGUCGCGGCUGCGGACGAUGAUCAGGUUGAUGUGGGAAACGAAACCGUUGCAGCAACAGCUUAUCCGAGACCAGAAGGUGGCGGUGGACCAGUUUCGCCCCGACUUGAUCAUCCUCCAUCCAAAGUGCAUCUACCCCAUCAUUGCCGCCCUGGAGUACGGGCAGCGCAUUAAGAUGCUGUGUCCUGUGCCCUGCAUGCUUCACACCGUGGACUCGGAACCCAACAUCGGCUUUGGCGACCCGGGAUCCCCCUGGUGGAACCGCAUGACCUACUACAUUGCCAACAAGGUCUACAUCAACAAGAGCAUCUUAAGCUACGCAGGCCCUCUGGUGAAGGCAGAAUUCGGUUUCCAGGAGUUGAACUCCAGCCGCCUCUACUCCUUCAUGCUGGAGGAGAUGCCAGUGGAGUACGCCAUCAGCGAGCGACUCUUUCCCAGGCCUGACAGCUGGCCGGCGCAUGCGGUGAUCUCAGAAUUCCGGGAGCGAAACAAGGCAAAACACUGGACGCCACCUGCGGAGCUUUUGCAGUUUCUCUCAGACCAUCCGGAGCCGCUCUACGUGGGCUUCGGCAGCAUGGUGAACGACCAGCCCGAGCGAGUUGGCAAAAUCAUUUUGGAUGUGACUGCUGAGUUGGAUUUACCAGUGCUCCUGAACACUGGAUGGGGAGGAGGCAUUCAAGUGGCUGAUGCGCAGCUUCCUCCACAAGCAUUUCUCGUCAGCGACAUUCCCUUCGACUGGCUCUUUUCACGGGUCCGUGCGGUCGUGCACCAUGGCGGAUCUGGCACUACGCACAGUGCUCUUCGCUUUGACAGGCCGCAACUCAUCAUCCCUCACAUUGCCGACCAGUUUCUGUGGAUGCGACUGGUGAACA
Molecule: messenger RNA, 1102 nt
Organism: Symbiodinium pilosum
Lineage: Eukaryota; Dinophyceae; Suessiales; Symbiodiniaceae
Source: the annotation of a GenBank genome assembly